Molecule: messenger RNA, 2790 nt
Organism: Hypomesus transpacificus
Lineage: Eukaryota; Metazoa; Chordata; Actinopteri; Osmeriformes; Osmeridae
Product: zinc finger MYM-type protein 4-like
Exons: 18
Coding region: 270-2642 (790 amino acids)
Molecular function (GO): zinc ion binding
Source: RefSeq, a predicted model, not a curated record
UUCUGACCAACCUGAAACAAAUAAUAUUUAGAUUCUAUUCUAUAUAUAUUCCUAUUUCAAAUGAGCACUUUCCUUUUCCAGUUUAGUUACUGGCUUAAAUACAACCUUGUAAAAUGAGUAGAAUAUACACGUAUAAUUGUCGUUACGGUAAUUUCAGGGGCCGCAGGACAUGGUACAGAGAAUGAUUGUUCGAUGGAUCGAUUGUGCGUGCAUUACAGAUUUGUACAGGUCCAUGAAGCGCCUGCGCCGGAUGACAGUCUGCUACAAACAUGGCGGGACUGGAAGAGUUUGGAAUAUCUGAGCAGAUGACAAGGACCUUGGUCGUGACCGUGAUGAAGCCAGCGGGUCACCGCGCUGUCCUCUCGAGGUCUCCCUUGGCUACGCUGGGGGACAGGAGAGUGUCGGCCUUCUCCAGUCCCACUCCCUCCCCUGACAGCCUCGAUGGAGCUGUUGUGAACUAUCCAGGAGGAGGAGAUCCACCGUGUCACCAAGUGGAGUGUUUUUCCAAAAGCCUCUCACCACAGAGGUCAGACUGUGGUGGCAUCCCAUUAGAGGUCCCCACAUCGCCACUGAUCAACAUUAAGGAUGAACCGAUAGACGAGGACUACGACGCAGCCCUGCUGCCUCAGUCCUCCAGCAGACAGGUCAAAGAGGAGCUGGAGAACCAGGAGGAUGAGUUUAGGAUCAGCUCUGUGUACUCAGUGGGAGGAGGGCCGUCGUACAGCGCCCCCUGUGUUGAAGGUCCCACCACCCACACUCCCUCCAUAUUUGUUCCUGGGAGGAGCUUGGCUCCAGCCACAUUGUUCCAGCCUCCCUCUCCUCCCCUGGCUCUGCCCCCCCCUGGUAGAGGCGGUAGCUCUGCUAACAUCAGUUGCAGCGGCUGCUCCAAGGUGCUGUUAAAGGGACAGACGGCCUUCCAGAAGAAGGGCUCCCUCCAGCUGUUCUGCUCCACCGUCUGCCUCACUGGCUUCCUGCCUCCCACCGUCCCGGCCCGGCCCUGCCACCAGUGCCUCAAGGAAAUUGAUAACCCUAUGAAUGUGCCCAGUGUUGUGGUGGACAAAAACCUUCUAGACUUCUGCAGCCCUGUCUGCCUGUUUGCGUUCAAUUUCCAAGAGAAGACUGACCCCCCUGGCCCCGAACUUCCUUUCUGCAGCAUUUGCAAGAAGUCCAACGAGGUUCUACAUGAGGUAAUCUAUCACGGUGAGGUCCAUAAACUGUGCAGCGACUACUGUUUCUUCACAUGGCGCUGCAACCGCAACCUGGCCAUAAACUUCUGUGAGAGCUGUGGCAUGUACUGCAGCAGUAAAGGAAGUGGAUGCCAGAACUUGAUCAUAGGAGACGUCAACCUGAGGUUCUGCAGUCCCACCUGCAUCAGCACCUAUAAACAGACCUGCUCCAAGCUGAUGAAGUGUAGUCACUGUGGUAACGAGGCGAUGGUGUCCACCAUGUUGGUGAGCAACGACCCCUUGGGCAAGGUUAAACUGUACUGCAGCUCCACCUGUGUCAGCUACAGCCGGCCUCCACAACACAUUCUCUCUGGCACUUCCACCAAUCCCCUGGUUCCUCCUCAGCCUGACUUUCCGGGGACAGGCUCCUCCCCCUUAGGCACGUCCACCAAUCCCCUGGCUCCUCCUCAGCCUGACCUGCCAGGGACAGGCUCCUCCCCCUGUGGCCUCUCUCCGCUCUCCUCCUCCUGGCCAGCUGCCCCUGGUCACCCUGACGCUCCCAGCCAGACCUCCGCAGCGCCCUGUGCGUCCACCCCAGGCUCGUCCAGACCGUACGAGCAGCCACAGCAGGGCCUCACCCCCCUCUCUGCCUCACGCUUCACUGGGCCUAUCACGCUAGAUAACAGCUGCUUCCAGGAACCCUCCUCCAGGCCUGAACUCUCGCAUAAGGACAGCACUGAGACAGACGCUGUGGCUCAUCACUGGGACAUGAAGAACAAGGCCAUCAUGUGUCGACCUUUCACACACAGCCAGGAGACACUGUGCAACCUCCCAACCCAGACCACACACACACCAGCAGGCAUCUCUGGGUGUAGUUUCACCACCACUUUAAACGAGGAGAAGGUGAAAGUGGUGAUACUUCCCGUCCCUGUGCCAGUCUUCAUACCCGUGCCGAUGAACAUGUACUCCCAGUACACGCCUGUUCCCAUGCCGAUGCCCAUUCCUGUCCCUGUGCCUGUGGUGUUACCGUCUGCCCCGAGUGGCUCACAGUCCAAGGACACACAUGACCCACUCGUCCAAUCACAGGGCAUCGCUGAGGAGGUUGAGGAAGUUGAGAAGGGCAAACCUGUCUCCCAUGGAGACCAGGGGAGUACUUACAGUGGAGGUUUGGAGUCUGAGGCGAUCUCCACCCCUCUAAACUGGGCAGAGGAAUCCAACCCUGCGUCCAGCAGCCAGCGAGGGGGGGGUCCAGUGGCUGUGGACCCCCCCAGCACAUCUGAGCCGGGGGCCAUGGACUUGGAGGCUGACAUCCCCACUGGUGAGAUGGAGAGCGGUGUGACCCUUCUGAGAGAGCUGUCGUCAGGAAGCUGGCUGGAUGUAAACGACCUAGAGAAGGUUUCUCUCCCACGGAGUGCAUUGAUAGACAACAGGUGGCUACUCAUCCAAAGAGAGCGCGUGUCUGCGAACAACAGGUAACAGAUCAAGCAACGGCUCUACUAACACUACGAGAACAAAUGGUUGCAAAGAAAGCGGCCACUGAUAUCAGCCAUAUCAAUACACCAAUAACCAUCGAUGCGGUGGAACUUAAGAAAGCAGAGUUGAGGAAUCAGCUGAAGAGGCAGUC